AUGGAAUCUCCCGCUGACUUCUAUCGUCAUGUACUGACAGAGGUCUUAGAUGAUCUUAUGGAUCAGGUUGGUGGUUUAACGAAGAUUGAAAAGGUCAAAAAAGCGUUGCGAAAGAUCUCCCAGAUGUACAAAGGGGGACUUUCAAACGCUUCUAGCCAGUGUCGUUCCGACUGGAGUGACCCAGCAAACCGCUGCGCCUACGUCUUCCUGUACUUGAUGCAGCACUGUCAUCUCGUGUUCUCCUCACUUCAGUACACAUCAAAGAUCUUGAACAGUUGGCAAAACAAGAGUAACUUGAAGAUUUGCAGCAUCGGAGGCGGGCCUGGGUCAGACCUGGUUGGCUUGACAACCUUCCUCCGUAAGAAAGGAAUCUUCCCGCCCUUGUUGGAAUGCCUGGUCUUGGAUCUAUAUCCCAACUGGAAAGACACCUGGGACAUGAUAUACAAGCGUAUUCCCGAGCGUUUUGGAGUACAAUACAAAAGAUGCGAUAUUGUCAGAGAUACCGCUCUUACGUCCAUUUCUACUCGUCGAUUCAUCCGAGAUGCCGACAUGCUAACCAUGGUGAAGUUCUUCUCCACAGUAUCUGCUUUCUUCCGAGAUGAACCAGGGUGUGGCGACCUCCUUCGAUCAUUUCUUCAUGAAUUAAAGCCGGGCUGCUUUGUGCUGUUCAUUGACAAUCAACACAAUAGUGACACACAGUUCGAGCAAGACUUUGCAUCUCCAAUUGGACUGGGUAAGGUGUUUGAAUUCCGAGGCAAAUCCACCUUACCUUUUGGACAGUAUUCCAGCACCGUGAAAAGGUACUGUCGCGAUCUAAAUUACAAACCAAUGAGUAGCUGCGAAGUCCUGAUCCAGCUUUACAAAAAGUUGGCGGUUCAGCCAGCUAGUAGAUCAUGCGUCAUCUCCCAGGACCGAAACAACCGAAUCCCACUUCAACAUUCUGGUUCAUCGGUUGACCGGAUUCAGCCUGGUGCACACCACCGGAACAACGUUGAUGAUCGUUUGAGCAGCUCAUCUCAGCCUCGCUACAGUUCACUGCCAGCAGCUUCUUCCCGAUCACUGGUCUUACAUGAUUUUGCCAACCGACGGCAUGUGCCGACGUCACCGGUCGAUGGUGACAGUGACAGCAGCUAUGACAAUAGUGAUGACGACAACAGCUAUGAGUAUGACUCCGAUGACAGGGACUAUGAUUAUGAUGACUAUGAUAGCAAUGACUGCUAUGAUGGCUAUGGCGAUUAUGACUGCGAUGACGACUAUGACAGCGACGACAACAGGAAUGACUGCUAUGAUGGCCAUGACGACUAUGACAAUGACGACUAUGACAGCUACCGGUAUGAUUGCUAUGAGGAAUAUGACUACAUGUACGACAAGUACUAUGGGUUUGAUGACAAAAAAGACCGCUAUGAUGGUUGCCAUGAGUAUGACUGCGAUGACAGCUACAAUGACUAUGACGACUAUGACAGGAACAAACGGCUAUGA
Molecule: messenger RNA, 1479 nt
Organism: Patiria miniata (bat star)
Lineage: Eukaryota; Metazoa; Echinodermata; Asteroidea; Valvatida; Asterinidae
Exons: 1
Coding region: 1-1479 (492 amino acids)
Source: RefSeq, a predicted model, not a curated record